AUGGGAGGAGGUGAACAAGACGAGAAACAUGAGGAUGAAGAAGUUGAUCAUGAGAAAAAGGAUAAGAAGAAGAAUAAAAAGGAAAAGAAAGAGAAAGACCAAGAAGAUGAGCAUGGUGAUGAAGAAAACUCUAAGGAGAAGAGUAAGAAGGAUAAGAAGAAGGAUAAGAACAAAGAAGAGAAAAACCCUGAAGAUAAGAAAGAUCCUGCCAAACUGAGGCAAAAGCUUGAGAAACUUGAGUCCAAGAUGCAAGCUUUGGUGGCUAAGAGAGAUGAACUCUUGAAGCUUCUUAAUGAUGUUGAACAAGGUUCCACCAAUGAAGCCAUUACUGAAACUGAUACAUCUUAA
Arachis duranensis is the source of this 348-nucleotide messenger RNA. RefSeq lists its product as uncharacterized. The transcript has a single exon. The record is from RefSeq and is a predicted model, not a curated record. NCBI's taxonomy places the organism in Eukaryota, Viridiplantae, Streptophyta, Magnoliopsida, Fabales, Fabaceae. Bases 1 to 348 code for a protein of 115 amino acids.